Molecule: messenger RNA, 1130 nt
Organism: Racocetra fulgida
Lineage: Eukaryota; Fungi; Glomeromycota; Glomeromycetes; Diversisporales; Gigasporaceae
Source: the annotation of a GenBank genome assembly
GAUUGCAAAUAAACGGCAUUCUUGGGUUACAGCUAUUCAAGUUUUCGAAUAUUACAUUUCCCAUCAUCUGGGCAAAGGUUUUGAAUCUGUAUUUGGUGGUGUUACUUGUUUACCUGGAUGUUUUUGUAUGUAUAGACUUAAAGCUCGUAAGGGUGAUGAUGAUUGGGUUCCAAUUAUUACAAAGCCAGAGAUUGUUCAAGAAUAUUCCCAAAAUAUUGUUGACACCUUACAUCAGAAAAAUUUGUUGCUUCUUGGUGAAGAUCGUUUCUUAACUACCCUUAUGUUACGAAACUUUCCAUAUCGAAAGAUGACUUUCUGUCCGCAAGCUGUUUGCAAAACUGUUGUCCCUGAUGAAUUCCGUGUUUUGCUUUCCCAACGUCGUCGUUGGAUUAAUUCAACAAUACAUAAUUUGAUGGAACUAGUCCUUGUUCGCAAUCUUUGUGGAACUUUCUGUUUUUCUAUGCAAUUUGUCGUAUUUUUGGAAUUGAUGGGUACCGUGGUUCUGCCGGUUGCUAUCGUAUUAACAAUUGUAUUGAUUGUUUCGAGCAUUCUUCAUCCUCCGAGUGGUUUCACUGAAGCCAUUCCAUUACUGAUGUUAGCGGCAGUACUCGGAUUGCCAGCCAUAUUAAUUUUGAUUACUACAAGAAAACUUGUUUAUAUUGCGUGGAUGAUGAUUUAUUUAUUAGCCUUACCCAUAUGGAAUUUUGUUCUCCCAACAUAUGCAUACUGGCAUUUUGAUGAUUUCUCAUGGGGUGGCCAGUUUGAUCCCUCCAAAGUUCCCUUUAAACGCUGGGAGGAUUGGGAACGUAAUAGGAUUCGUAAAUUGAAACGUCAGGAACGUCAACGUCAACAGGAUACACCUUACUUAAAUGAACAAAAUGGAAGUAGCCGCAGCUUACUUCAGGUUGAUUCAUAUGACAGAUCAUCAGUUGUUUCACGUAGCUCUGCACAAAAUUUUUAUGAUUAUUCCCAUAGUGACAAAAAAGAGUCCCAUCCAAGAAAGCGUCAUGAAUUUUAUCAACAAUCGCAGCAACAAUCUCAACAAUCGCAACUGGAGAAUCUACGGCUUAUUGAUAAUGAUGGAUCUGAGACGAGUUUAGCAAGUAAUGACACCAAUGGUGGUAAUAAUA